GUUGGCCUUACCUGUCGCAUUUUCCACGGCCAGCGCUCAGUUCGUGGGCGCCUGCGCGCAUGUGCAGUUCGAGUUUUCAGUUACAAGAUACUCAGAUAGUCAGAUACUCUGCGUUCGUUCGUCGGCGGUGUUUUUGAAUCGAGAUCCAGUCGGCGAUAUAAAAUAUAUACAUAUACAUGCGUACAGCAUCCCUGGCGAUUCGGUGAUAAAAGUGAAAUUUGAGUGCCCAAAAAGUUGCCAAAAUCACAAUCAAAUUUUUUGUUUCGUUUUUGUUCGAGUGCCGAGUGUUUAGUUAACCAAUCUCAAGCGAAAUUCAAAGGAAUUUCAGGUAGCCAGCGGGUUUACCUGAUCUCGCCGGGGAUCACAUCGAGAUCAAUCGCCGGAGCGGAGUUCGACCUUCAGCGAGUAGGAGAUUGAUCUAUGUUCCACAUGUUCCCGAGAAAUCAACUGUCAGUAAUGGCUCUCCAACGGCGAUCGGCGUCUCUGGGUCUGCUCACCUUGAUGGUGGCCUCCUCGCUGGCGGCAGCCACAGCGCAGGCCUCGGUAAGAUCGGGCAGAUCCCCACUGCCCGCCCAGCCGGCGGAUCACCUGGUGCCGCCACCACUACCCGUUCCCCAGAGACUAUCGCACGCCGGAGCGGGUUCUCCAGCGCCUCCUCCAUCCCCUGCACCCAUUGCCGUGCCCGAAGCCGGCUUCAUGACCCGCGUGGCCAGGUGGUUCGGCUUGGGCGGCGGCCAGUCGUCCAAGGAUCAGCAGCUGAGUGCCACCAAUUCGCUGAGCUAUGCCUAUCCGAAGCCAGUUUCCGGCUUCGACGCGGGUGGCAAGCCGUGCAGCCUGUGCAACAAGUAUCCUUGGGUGCCCAUGGUGGGCCAGCAGCAGCAGCAGCCGAAUCCCCAGCAGCUGAACAACCAGCUGCAACAGCAUCACCAUCAUGCGCAGCAGCUGCAAGUGCAGCAGCAACAACUGCAGCACAUCCCGCAGCAGCAGCAGCAACCUCAGCACAUACCACAACAGCAUAUUCCGCAGCAGCAGCAGCAACCCGUCCCGCAGCAACACGCAACAUGGCAGCUGCAGCAGCCACUGGCUCAGGCCUCGCAGCAACGUCAGCGGGCGGUGCAAUUCCGUCCCAGCGCCGGACAGAGUGUCUUCCUGCCCCUGGCGGUGCCACUGCCUCCGCUGUACAAUGCCCAGCCAUUCCGACCUGUGGUGCCACCGCCGGUCAAGGAGAACGUAGUGGCCCAGUCGGAAGUGAGACCCGUGCCGGUUUCCCUGCCCCUACCAACUCCUGCUCCGCCAGCCAGCACCUCCAGCUUUGAGAUCGUGCAGAGCCACCAGGUGACGGACUUUGUGACGUCCGUGGAAUACCCAGCCACGUUCGUGCAGUCCCAUGCCAUCGAUCUCGGCUUAAGCGGAUCUGCGGCCAGCCAAAGACCAAGUCAUGAGUUGGCCCUGGAGCAGGAACUGCAGGCGGAUAUCAGUACGGUGCGCUACCAAUUGGAGGAUCUGAGCAGUGGUCAGGUGCAUCAGCAUUUGCCAGCCUCGCAGUUGCUAACGGAGAUCGGUCAUUUUGCUGAGACCACUACGCAGCCACCGCCGGCGGAUAACUAUCCAGCGGCCUCGUCGCAACAGCAACUGGAGCAGGAGCAGGAACAGGAGCAGGAGCAGGAGCAAUCCUUCUACUAUGCGGAGCAGUUUCAGGAUGAAGCCAGCACACUGCUAUAUAGCACCACCACGGAGUUUCCCACCACCACAGCACCACCACCGCCACCACCGGCGACGGUUAUUGAGCUGAAUAACCAUCUGGCUGCAGUGCAUCACUCGCACCGCCAGGGAAUCGGCAGGGGCAGGGAAACGCCAAAGCGUCUGCUGGACUCGCCCAUCAACCACGCCCCCUUGGCUGGCGCCGGAGGAAGACCCUUCACCCGCGAUCCAGCCGAUCUCAAUUUCCGAGUAAGCCAGGUGUACACGCCCACGCAGCCACCAACGCCCACGUCCACGUACGGUGCGAUCGAUGCCAGUGGACAGUUUGCUGGCAUGUCACCACCGAGUCCGCAGCAGGUGAUCAUACCCUACACCACCAAGCAGCGACCACGCCCCUUCGAGAGCUGGACGCCCUUGAAACAGCAGCCUCCACAUCAACUACACCAUCAGCCGAAUCACCAUCACAAUCACCACAACCACCAAAGCAACGACCUUGAGGAGGAGCCACACGAGCAGCAGGAGUCCAAGCUGGCUACAGCCACCGUGACGGCGCCGCCUAAUUCGCGACGCACCACCAAAUACCUGACCAAGAUCCUGGCCACCAAUCUGAGGGAGUUGCUCAAGCGGGAGAGGGAAACGAAGCGUCUGCCUGGUCAGGGAUUGGGUGUGGACAUCUCCCGGCUGCAGAAGAACAUCGAUGGCUGGACGGAGCAGGAGUACAACUCGCUGUCGCAUCGACCCAGCACACCCACGAUUCGAGGAAGAUCCAAGCACAUACCGUCCGAGUACCUGACCACCACUACCACAACUCCAGCGCCGUUAUCGCAGCGCCAGUCGAAAACCACUCGGGGCGAGGGAUUCGAGCUGGGUGGCGCUCCACCCACUGAUGCCGGGGAUCUGUCCACUUCCAUCAACAAUCUGGAGCAACUGCAUCUGCUCGGCGAGCGGGGAUCGAAGGGCUUCCAGCCCAUCGAGGACAACCGCCUGCAUUUCGACUACUACGAUGCCCAGCAGCGACCAAGAUCCACGUCGGCCAUGACCACCAACAGUCCGCCCAGCACCACAACCACCACCAAUGCACCGCCCACCACAACGACAACGGUGGUGACACCGCUCUACGUGCGCAGCACUCCGGCGCCCAAAGAGCUGUGGAAACAGGCCCAGGUGGCCAUCCUGCCGCAGACCAACGAGAAGGUGUACGUGGUUACGCCACAGCCACGGCAUCAGGAGCACCACCCGGCGGAGCAUCGGGAUCGCCAUGUGGCCUCCGCCUCGGCGCCCAGGCCCGUUUACCAAACGCCAGCGCCGCGGUUUCCAAGGAUGCGACCAACUCCAGCAGGCGAAGUGAAGUCGGCCACGCCCACCAGCUCGUCGCAGCUGCGCAACUAUACGCCGGACAUCUUCGGGCUGAUGGGACUGUCCGCCUAUGUGCCCGCAGAGCCCGUGGAGAUAAUCGACGGAAACUCCAAAGUCAACACGAUAGUGACAGCAGCGCCGACGGCGGCGGCACUUCAGCGACCCACAGCGAGGCCCACGAUGUCGCCCUCGCCCAGAUAGAGGUCGAAGCAAGGUCAAGGCGCCCGGAGCCGCACAGCCCCCCAUCCUGUUGUAAUAUAUUUCACCCCAGCCGCCCCGCCAGGCCCCCCGACCGCAGAGUGGAGCGAGGAUUCGACCUAGAUAUAGAGCAAAGUCCUUGGAAGCGCUACGAUGAGAGGAGAUCCCGGAUCAAAGUUAGAGUAUUUUCGCAUUUGGUAGCUUUAUGAACACACGAGGAGGAUCAGAGAACCAAAGGAGUGGAGCUGCCCGUAGUAUAUAUAUAUUCGAAAAAGGAUUUGUAUUCACAAUUCGCUUUUUUUGUUUUUUUUUUUUUUCUUAGUAACACCUCUGUGUUUUUUUCGUUCUGGCUCUUCCUUCGCUAGUUGUAGUUCUAUGUAUAAAUAUACCUAUUAUAUCUAUUUCAAUCUAUCCGAAGAGUGGGUUGUCAGGCGGUUUGACAACGUUAUAAUCGAUGUGCAACCAAAAUAUAGCAAAUAUGAACAAGCAAACGAUCGAAUAAAAUUAAACCGAGCAAAGUCA
This is a messenger RNA of Drosophila simulans, 3777 nucleotides long. Its product is annotated as chromatin modification-related protein eaf-1. Lineage: Eukaryota; Metazoa; Arthropoda; Insecta; Diptera; Drosophilidae. The transcript is spliced from 4 exons. The coding region runs from base 421 to 3258 and encodes 945 amino acids. The record is from RefSeq and is a predicted model, not a curated record.